GUCGCUGGGUCUUUUUCAACCGGCGAGUCACGUUCACUGCUCCAUUAUUUAUUGGUACCACUUGGCCACUCUCCAAACUGGUCUAAAUAAAGACAACCUAGAGUGAGAUUUCCUUCACAAAUUAUUAUUAGAAUCGCUCUUUUUGAAGGUGACAUUAUCGCUUAUUACAUCUGUUGAUUAAUCCUUAAACCUUUUUAAGGAUCUUUUAGCUACCAAAGAUUCCAAAAAGCGUUUUCUGGGUUUUGUCUCAUUUUCCUGUUCGCCUCAGAUUCCCUUCAAAAACUUAGCUUCAGCUCAGAAUUUAAUUUCAGUUGCUUGCUUGCUUGCUUGUGGGUGCUACUGCUAACAGUCUUUAAAACUUACUGGGUGACAAUAUAAGCUCUGAGGGAAAGGACCUACUCUGUUAAAAAUAGAUCUUAGACUUUUGGCUGAAACUGAAUAGAUAGUGGACAUGGUUCAGAAAUUAGAAGCUAUCAGGGGUGGUGGAGGAUCCGUCAAGGUGGGGACCACAGGAACAAUCAGUGCACUAAUGACAAGGGAACUAGAAUCCAUUAAAUCUGCAUCACAGACAUCAGUGUCUCAUCAAGAUAAGCCUAAGACUGUUGCCGUCUCGGUUCCCUGCAGUGUGAGUACUACUAGAAGAUUACCAGUAAGAAAAUCAUUAAAUGAAGCAAGCAGCAGCUCUAAUCAUAGAAGCACUGAGGCUGCUCAGAAGAUGAAAAACUACAAUAGAAGUGCUCAUCGGAUGCCAAUGCUCUCCUCUGAGAACGCAUCUAUUGAGAGAACUCCCAUUAGGGAGAAAACCAAAAAGAAAGGAACUAACAUUGUUGAAAUUGUGGACAUAAAAUGUGGUCACCCAGAUAAGGCAUGGGCUAGCCCUAUAACCAGCAAGCUUAAGAAGCUUGGUUUCUCCAAGCUAUCUGAGAGCAUUAUCUAAACUUGCAAGUUCUUGACAUCAGAUUUCAGGUUCCUGUAACUGAACUCUGAAAUUCCUAUGCGCCUGUUGUUGUUUGAAACUUCCACCACAGAACACAUGCUUGGUAAAAGCCUGCUGCUUCCUUUCUUUUUCUUUUUCGGGGUUGUUGGCGCAGAUCGAACAGUGGGUUUGGAUUGAUGACUACUAGUUGAGGCUAUUCCAGUAGUAUGAAAUUUGGGCUUCUGUGAGCUUCCUGGAUAGCUUGAUUCUAAUUGGCUGAAAUACCUGAUUUCUUGCAUUAUGAGGGACCCAACAGUUCCCCGUGUGCCUAUAUCUACAGGAGUCUGUGCUGCCAUGUCUUCAGGGGUUUUUGUGGAUGUGGUGCUACUGCUAGAUUUAUGCAUGUUCUGUUUGUUCAGGUGAAGGAGGCUUGCAAAUGGAAAUGAAGAGAAGUGGUUUGGGAUCUUGAUCUAGGUGGGGAAAUUGCUUCAAAUCUGUGGCAUAUGUUGAUUGGUCUUAUACUCAUUACGUUCACAUGAAUUCUUCACUCAUGUUGUGUUUUUCUCAGUGAAGAGCAUUAGAUUUUCUCUAUUUAAAAGUUCAGAUGGUGACAUGUUCAUUGUAUUCAUAUGCUUGCUGUCCAUACAUUUAAUAUGUUAACCACCGUACUUUUUCCUCUUUUAA
This is a messenger RNA of Manihot esculenta (cassava), 1600 nucleotides long. RefSeq lists its product as uncharacterized. Bases 452 to 937 code for a protein of 161 amino acids. The record is from RefSeq and is a predicted model, not a curated record. The transcript has 2 exons. Lineage: Eukaryota; Viridiplantae; Streptophyta; Magnoliopsida; Malpighiales; Euphorbiaceae.